Molecule: messenger RNA, 1836 nt
Organism: Galleria mellonella (greater wax moth)
Lineage: Eukaryota; Metazoa; Arthropoda; Insecta; Lepidoptera; Pyralidae
Exons: 1
Coding region: 866-1822 (318 amino acids)
Source: RefSeq, a predicted model, not a curated record
ACUCUAUCAGGUCGACCUCCACAUGGUUCUCCCUGGAAACCAUCGUGAACAAUUCUUGUUGAAUUCGUCACAAUGGGCUAACUGACCUGCUUCAUCCUCACCUAUCAUCCUUCACUGGUUCCCCGCCGGUGUAUACCAAUAGCGCGGGCGGAGUUACCAUUCCAUUAUCACCCAUUAAAAAAAAAACCUCUAGUAUUAUACAUGACGUUGGCAGAAAUGGUCGUAAAAUAACUACCGACUGCCAUUGAGCAAAAUAAGAAUAAAGAGGAAAUUAAUAUAUAUUUAAAUGAAUGAGUAUACUUUACUUACCCCCCCCCCCCGCAACUGCCGUUAAAACAAGACGUGUUUGUGUUAGCUCCAUUGUUUUAAAAUUAAAAUCUGUGGUAAAAGUUAUCAUUUCUAAAAUAAUAUUAUACCAAACUAAAGAACAAAGUGAGAUCUUUACGACGGACUAUAUUUCAUCGACAAAUAAGUAUCGUGAGUACCGAUAAAUAGUGCAUGAAUAUUUUGUAGAAGACCAUUUCAACGACAUACCCGUUUACAAAUUGAUAACAAAACAAAGGUUUGACCUUGACUCGUGGUCGCUGAAAUUUCAUGCAGUAUAUUACAAUAGCGGUACUGAAGAGUGAUACUAUAAUUCAACAUUUCAUUACGAUUACUCGUUGGCGAAGUGGCACCACGUGCAAGUUUUAAGUAAUACUCCGAGGAUCGAUUCUCAUCAAUUUUUUUUUCUUUUUGUAAAGAAUUUUUGCAAGAAAUUUGUGUUCGGUGGUUAUUUCAUUGAAAUAUUAUUUAAGAAUUUAGCUUCAGCAGUAUAUUUCUUUGUUUAUUCAUUUUUUUUAUUUUUUCAACGUAAUAAUUGACGAUGCCACUUAAGCGCACACCUCCGCCUUCACCUGCACCUCACACUGGUAUUACUCAACUAGAGCUGAAUGUGUCCACCACUGUCGCUCCAGACCGUCCCUCUUGUGACGCGGGCAUAGCUUUAAGAUUACCUCAUUCGGAACAGUUACAUGGUUCUUCUUCCGAACCAAAUCUGAAUGAGAUGAAAACUACUAAUGCUACACGCAAACGAAAACACUCACUUUAUGAUGAUGAGAUGUUAAAUUCGUUUAUAACAGAAAUGAGACAAAUGUUUAAAGAUUUUAGGGAUGAGCAAGAUAGGAGGAAUGAACGGUUGUGUGCUGUAGUUGAGGAUCUCCGCAUAUCUGUUGAUUUUUUGGCUCAUAAAUACGACUUACUCAAAUCAAAAAUGGACAAGUUGGAAACUGACCAUAACGCAGAUAUGCGGUAUGUAAAGACGCUGGAAGAUAAGAUAGAAACUCUUGAACGUAACAAUAGGUCGACUUGUUUGGAAAUUAGGAAUAUUCCAACUUCUCCUACUGAAACAAAGAAUUCUCUUUUAGAGACGUUUAUAAAAACUAGCGGUGUAUUAAGUAUACCAGUUCAACCCAGCGAAAUAAAAGACAUUUUUCGCAUAAAAACCAAACAACAAGCUAGUAAAACCAUCAUAGUAGAUCUAACGAGCUCUAUAUUGAAGGAAAAAAAUAUUGCAAUGUACCGCAAAUAUAACAAGGGAAGCUCUAAAUUAACUACAGAAACGCUUCAUCUAAGUGGGCCAGUAUCUCCUAUUUAUAUCUCGGAAAAUUUGUCUUCCAAAAUGAAGAAAUUGUUUUAUCUGGCCAGAGAAUUUGCAAAAACUAACGAUUAUAAAUAUUGCUGGGUAUCCCAUGGAAAAAUAUUUCUUCGCAAAAGUGAUAAUGGUUCAUUGAUUCCAGUAACAGAUGACACCGUGUUGGAGAAAAUUAAUAUAUCAAAAUGACUAUGUACUCUGGU